GAUGUAAUCAUUUUCCUCAUCCCACUCAGAAACAAACAAAAGAACUAGCGUAAGGCAAAAGAAAGGCCACGCUCUCUGCAAUGGCGAUAAAAAGCACCUCCUUCACCAUUUGCCUCCUAUUUUCUUUGGCCACCAUAGCCACUGCUUACUACUCUCCCUCAUCUCCUCCGGUUCACCAAUCACCAGCUUACACCCACAAGCCUACACUCCCACCUCCAGUUUACACUCCACCAGUUUACAAGCCAACCCUUCUCCCUCCGGUCUACACUAAACCAACUCUUCCACCUCCCGUUUACACUCCACCGGUUUACAAGCCAACUCUCCCUCCUCCCGUCUACAAAAAGUCUCCAACCUAUUCUCCUCCUUCAUAUGUCCCAAAACCAACUUAUUCUCCACCCACCAAGCCAUACGUCCCAAAACCAACAUACACUCCACCCACCAAGCCAUAUAUCCCAAAACCAACAACCUACACUUCUCCCACCAAGCCAUAUGUCCCAAAGCCAACCUACACUCCUCCCACCAAGCAAUAUGUUCCAAAACCAACAUACACUCCUCCCACCAAGCCAUAUGUCCCAAAGCCAACCUACACCCCACCCACCAAGCCAUAUGUCCCAAAGCCAACCUACACUCCUCCCACCAAGCCAUAUGUUCCAGAGAUUCUUAAAGUUGUUGAUGGCAUCAUUCUUUGCAAAAAAGGUUAUGAAACCUACCCAAUUCAAGGAGCCAAGGCAAAGAUCGUGUGCUCUGAGCCAGGAUCAUACGGGAAGAAGGACGUUGUGAUCUACAGCGAUCCAACUGACUCUAAGGGAUACUUCCACGUGGCGUUGACCGACAUCAUCAAGAACCUACUUCACUGUCGUGUCAAGCUCUACACAUCUCCAGUUGAGACUUGUAAGAACCCAACCAAUGUCAACAAGGGUCUCACCGGAGUUCCAUUGUCUAUGUACGGAUACCGUUACCACUCCGACAAGAACUUGAAGAUCUUUAGCGUCGGACCUUUUUACUUCACCGGUCCCAAGUCUGCUCCCACCACUCCCAAAUACUGAUGAUCACAUUAAUAUGGUGAUGAUCUUGCAUGCAUUAUAUGUGAGGUCACGUUGAUCAAUUUACUGUUUGGAAACUUUUCCCUUCGAAAUGUUCUUUUGUUUCUUUGUAUCAAUUUCAUUUGAUUCGUUGCAUUACCGAUGCAAUCUUUUUUAUUGGUUAUGUUAUUUUUUGCAAUUGUAUUUAAUAAAAUUUUCUGAGGAACAUUUUUGUUUGAUCUA
Molecule: messenger RNA, 1265 nt
Organism: Brassica napus (rape)
Lineage: Eukaryota; Viridiplantae; Streptophyta; Magnoliopsida; Brassicales; Brassicaceae
Product: proline-rich protein 3-like
Exons: 2
Coding region: 81-1046 (321 amino acids)
Source: RefSeq, a predicted model, not a curated record